AUGUCUUCUUACUAUCAACACUUCAACGCUCAUCAACAGCAUACGAUUCCUUCCAAUGCUCAAAAUGGUUCGGUACACAAUCGAAGGAACCGAAACACCCGUCAACCCCCAAAUUCCAUUCAACAAACGAAACAACAUCAAAAGAUGGCGAAACGUGAAGAGGAAGCCGCCGUGUUGAUGACUUAUCGUCGAACAUUCGAGUACGCCAGAUCGUUCGAUUUAGAAGAUGACGCCGAAUUCUGUCCCAACCUCUUGACCGAAGAAGACAUGGUAUCAAUCAAUGGUGGUUCGGAUCGUUCUUCUUUGGCAAGUGGUUCACCGACAAACUCACCUCCAUCGACACAAGUCUCGAUAAACUUAUCUCCUGACACAAACUUUUCCUUAAACUCCAACUCUCAUUCAUUUGUUCAAUCCGGUUUCAACGUUUCAGCACUCAAGAUUCAUCAACCUUCCGCUACACGCAUUGGGAGAAACGCCAUUCCCAUCGUGAACCCAAAUGACGGAGGAUUAAUGUCGAGCCCACCUACUUCGGUAUCACCCGCCAGGAUGCAACAACAUCAACAAUCAACCAGAGUGCCAGUUCGAUUUUAUUAG
Messenger RNA from Botrytis sinoallii, 594 nucleotides. RefSeq lists its product as uncharacterized. NCBI's taxonomy places the organism in Eukaryota, Fungi, Ascomycota, Leotiomycetes, Helotiales, Sclerotiniaceae. The transcript has a single exon. The record is from RefSeq and is a predicted model, not a curated record. The coding region runs from base 1 to 594 and encodes 197 amino acids.